Messenger RNA from Acipenser ruthenus (sterlet), 14823 nucleotides. Its product is annotated as protein argonaute-2. Gene Ontology annotation, cellular component: RISC complex. The transcript is spliced from 21 exons. NCBI's taxonomy places the organism in Eukaryota, Metazoa, Chordata, Actinopteri, Acipenseriformes, Acipenseridae. Gene Ontology annotation, molecular function: protein binding; endoribonuclease activity, cleaving siRNA-paired mRNA; RNA binding. Gene Ontology annotation, biological process: regulatory ncRNA-mediated gene silencing; regulation of DNA-templated transcription. The record is from RefSeq and is a predicted model, not a curated record. The coding region runs from base 395 to 3067 and encodes 890 amino acids.
UAGCUUUGUUGGGCACUCGCUGCCGACUCUGAAACCGCGUGUUUGGAUUGUGACACUACUCCCGCCGGUAAGAGAUUCAGAGAGGGAAACUAAACUGGACUUUUACCAAUUCAUUCACUCACAAAGUCGGAGCCGGAGCCAGUGACGUCACCGAAGCGCCUUCCCCUCACCGCCGUGUGUUUCCCUGUUGUUGGGGGAGGAGGAGAGAAAGAAAGAGCAUCUAAGCCUCAAAUGCAGUCAGUGUUGUGUUUCUGUUUCUCUAUGUGCGAGUUUCUUUGAACGUUCACCUCAACUAAAGUAAAACUGAUAUAAUACCCCCCUCCCUCUCGUAAGUGACUACGGAAAAUUAUUUGUGUUUGAACGUGGAAGCGAAGGUAACGAACCAAUCUACGAAAUGUACCCCGGAGGAGCAGCUGGUGCUGCUGAGAUGUGUGAGGGACCUCGAUCUACAGGGUCGAUCGGUUCAGCACCCCCAUCUCCGCCAGUACCAGAAUUUGUCUUCAAACCUCCAUCGCGGCCGGACUUUGGCACAAUGGGCAGGACGAUCAAACUCCAGGCCAAUUUCUUUGAGAUGGAGAUCCCGAAAAUUGAGGUGUACCAUUACGACAUUGAUAUCAAGCCUGAAAAGUGCCCCAGAAGAGUAAACAGAGAGAUAGUUGAGCACAUGGUCCAGCACUUUAAAACGCAAAUCUUUGGGGAUCGUAAACCAGUAUAUGAUGGGAGGAAGAAUCUCUACACAGCAAUGCCUCUCCCUAUUGGCCGAGAUAGAGUGGAGCUUGAGGUGACAAUCCCUGGGGAGGGGAAGGACCGGAGCUUCAAGGUGGCUAUAAAGUGGGUUUCCUGUGUGAGCCUGCAAGCCCUCCAUGACGCGCUCGCUGGACGGCUGCCCAACAUACCCUUCGAAACCAUACAGGCCCUGGAUGUUGUGAUGAGGCACUUGCCAUCUAUGAGGUACACCCCUGUAGGGCGCUCGUUCUUCACCCCCUCAGAGGGCUGUUCCAAUCCCCUGGGUGGCGGGAGGGAGGUCUGGUUUGGUUUCCACCAAUCUGUCAGGCCUUCCCUGUGGAAAAUGAUGCUGAAUAUUGAUGUGUCGGCCACAGCAUUUUAUAAAGCCCAGCCAGUGAUCGAGUUCAUGUGUGAGGUUCUGGAUUUCAAAAGCAUCGAGGAACAGCAGAAGCCCCUCACUGACUCCCAGAGAGUUAAGUUUACCAAGGAAAUUAAAGUUGCUUCUUCUUGGAAUAGUCUGUCUGCAGACCCGAGGAAACAAAGUGAUUUUGGACUGAAGGUUGAGAUAACGCACUGUGGGCAAAUGAAGAGAAAAUACAGAGUAUGCAAUGUAACUAGGAGGCCAGCGAGCCACCAAACAUUCCCUCUUCAGCAGGAGAAUGGACAGACGAUCGAAUGCACUGUAGCACAGUACUUCAAGGACAAGUACAAGCUUGUGCUCCGCUACCCUCAUCUUCCAUGUUUACAGGUCGGACAGGAGCAGAAGCACACCUACCUGCCUCUUGAGGUUUGCAACAUAGUGGCAGGACAGAGGUGUAUAAAGAAGCUAACAGACAAUCAGACUUCCACUAUGAUUCGAGCCACGGCCCGCUCAGCACCGGACAGACAGGAUGAGAUCAGCAAGCUGAUGAGAAGUGCCAACUUUAACAAUGAUCCUUACGUACGUGAAUUUGGAGUAAGGGUCAGAGACGACAUGACAGAAGUAAAUGGGCGUGUCCUUCAAGCACCUUCCAUCCUUUACGGGGGCCGGAAUAAGGCGAUCGCCACUCCAAUCCAGGGAGUCUGGGAUAUGAGGAACAAGCAGUUUCACACUGGAAUUGAAAUCAAGGUUUGGGCCAUUGCCUGCUUUGCUCCCCAGCGGCAGUGCACUGAACUCCUACUCAAGGCAUUUACGGACCAAUUGCGCAAGAUCUCGCGGGACGCAGGCAUGCCGAUCCAGGGCCAGCCAUGUUUCUGUAAAUACGCACAAGGAGCGGACAGUGUGGAGCCCAUGUUCAAGCAUCUGAAAUACACCUACCAGGGCUUGCAGUUGGUGGUGGUGAUCCUGCCUGGGAAAACACCUGUCUAUGCUGAGGUGAAGCGUGUUGGGGACACAGUCUUGGGAAUGGCAACACAGUGUGUUCAGGUGAAGAAUGUGCAGAAAACUACUCCGCAGACCCUCUCAAAUCUCUGCCUCAAGAUAAAUGUCAAGCUUGGAGGAGUCAACAACAUAUUAUUACCCCAGGGCAGACCUUUAGUGUUUCAGCAGCCAGUUAUAUUCCUUGGGGCAGACGUGACACACCCCCCAGCCGGAGAUGGGAAGAAGCCCUCUAUUGCCGCAGUUGUUGGCAGCAUGGAUGCUCACCCCAGCCGUUACUGUGCCACGGUGCGGGUUCAGCAGCAUCGUCAGGAGAUUAUCCAGGAUUUGGCUGCUAUGGUGAGAGAGCUCUUAAUCCAGUUCUACAAAUCGACCCGCUUCAAGCCCACUCGCAUCAUCUUCUACCGCGACGGCAUCUCCGAGGGACAGUUCAAUCAGGUGCUUCACCAUGAGCUGCUAGCGAUUCGUGAAGCCUGUAUUAAACUAGAAAAGGAUUACCAGCCUGGGAUCACCUUCGUCGUGGUCCAGAAACGCCACCACACACGGCUGUUCUGUACAGACAGGAAUGAGAGGGUUGGCAAGAGUGGAAACAUCCCUGCAGGAACCACUGUAGACACCAAAAUCACCCACCCAUCCGAGUUUGAUUUCUACCUGUGCAGUCAUGCUGGCAUUCAGGGAACGAGCCGACCGUCUCACUACCACGUGUUGUGGGAUGACAACCAUUUUACUUCCGAUGAGCUGCAGGUCCUCACCUACCAGCUGUGCCACACCUACGUGCGCUGCACACGCUCCGUCUCCAUCCCGGCCCCUGCUUACUAUGCCCACCUGGUCGCAUUCCGAGCGCGCUAUCACCUAGUGGACAAGGAGCAUGACAGUGCUGAAGGAAGCCAUACCUCAGGACAGAGCAACGGGCGGGACCAGCAGGCCCUGGCCAAGGCAGUGCAGAUUCACCAGGACACUCUGUGCACCAUGUACUUUGCUUGACCAGGGGGAGCGGGAGGGACAGGCUAGGUCUGGGUGGAACAGUGGCAUUUCUGAACAGAGCUGGGCUCAGAUCAGACCAUCUGCACUUGGGGAACCCCCACCCCAUUCUUAUAACAAUAAAUACAUGGCAAUCGCAUGAGCACUGUAUAUGAGGGGCAUUUCUCUCUCGAUGAGAUAGACAGCGCUUAUAUAAAUGUAUAUAUGUACUUAUGUUUAACAAACCAGUGUGAACUAGUGGGAACAUUUUAUUUUAAUAUCUCUAGAGGACAGAAUGCUUUUGACUGAAGCUAGGAGAAAUAAAAAUAACAAACAAACAAAAAGCUAUUUUCAUGGAAGACCCAAUAGAAAGCCCUCCAUCCUCUGCUGUUUAGAAUUGAGAUAUGCAAUGCUACAUUAAUUUUAUGUAGUAUUGUUCUGCAGCCUGGUGUUGAGCGUCUUCAUAAAGUAUAUGUUGUGGUGUGUGUGUGUGUUUUUUUUUUUUUUUUUUUCUUUGUUUGUUAUACUGCUUUGGAUGCCUUUGAUACAGUUUCUUUUUUAAACUCUAUGUACAAAGGAUUUCACAAUGGUACUGUGCAGCUUGGGCCACCUCACAGACGAAAUGUCUGCAAAGAGAGUUGGAUCUUAAUGGCCAUUAUCUGAAGAGUCCCUUCUCACAUUGGGGCUUGCUGGUAUGCUCACAGCAGCAAUGAGAAGAGUUGACAUAUAUAGUUGUUAUAUUUAUAAGUGACUGCCCUGAAGAAACAAGGAAAGCAGACAGUACAGACCAGUUUAGUUGGCUUUUCGUAUAAAGCAUUUUCAAUCUAAAAAGUGGUUUGUGGCAGAAAAACGUUCCUAGCAUAGCGCCAGUCUCUCAGCACCGGUCAUUGCAUUCAUGUUUUGUUGGUGGUUAAAGAUACUUUUACAAGGAUAUACUGCCCUCCCCCUUUAAGCACAGGUUGGGUUUUUUUUUGUAUUUGUUUUAAAUCAAGAUUUAUACACUUUUUUUUUUUUGUUUAUUUUGUUUUCCAUGUAAACGGAUGUAUAAUAGUGCAUUUUUAGACUUCUUGUAUUUUAAGUUAAUUUGAACAUUAAGUCCAUAGUUGGUGCAUAUUUUAAAGUACAGCUGCAGCCAAAUGUUUUGCAUCACCCUAGAAUGAUCUAAUUUUGCUUCAUAGUCGAAUGAAAUCUGCUGAUUCCCAUAUACUUAACAAAAAAACUGACAAAUUGAAAAAUCUAACAUGAAAACACAUGAUUUCCGAAAAGACAUCAAAUGUGACAAUUAGAAGUGGUAACGAGUAGAUUUAACCAUAAGCAUGAUUUUUGCAUAUAGAUUUUGUAACUUCAGAGCAAGCCAAGGGGAAGAGCCAUACCUCCUUGGAAACAUGGUCAGCCAUCAUUUGAACUUCAUAAGGAAUGUUUUAGCAGUUGUCGGCCAGCAGAGGUUAUGCCAGCCAAAGCACAUUAUCUAGGAUCAUCCAGAAAUACAAGAAGACUGGAGGCUGUAAAGCUGCCCCCAGAUCUGGAUGCGCAAAAGUCAGCACUGCUUGCCAGGAUCACCACCUGUGUCGUUCAAGUCUGAGAGAUAGGACGGAUGUUAGUGUCCACUUACUGCAGCAAUGGAAAGAAGUUGGAAUGAAAGCAUCUCUUGGAGAACUUUUGUUGCACAUACAAAGACUGGACCAUAGAUGACUGGGCCAAAGUACUUUUCUCCAAGUCCCCCUUCAGCUGUUUUGAAAACCAAGGUGGAUUAAGAGUUUGAAGGAGAAAGAUACAAGCCAGAGUGUACCAUCCCAAUGAUGGCGCAUCCGGAAACUGUAUCUGUAUCUGGGGAUGAAACCUGAAAACACUCCAAGACCACCUCCUCCCUACGGCUCAGAACCAUUUUCGCAACAGUGAUUUCUACUUCUAAGAUGACGGAGUCCCUUGCCAUCAAGCCAAACAAGUGAAGAAAUGGGUAGAAGAUGACAGUAUCACGCCAAUUUCAACCUGUAAAUUCACCGGUUCUCAAUCCUAUUGAGAAUGUUUUGGGUCUGAUAGGACAGAAAAUCAGGAAAAAGUCAACCAAGAAGCCAAAACGAACUGGAAUCAAUUGUAAAGACUGCAAUGAGGAAUCUAAAGGACAACUCGACCCUUCAGCGCCUCAUUGAGUCCAUGCUUGAGAGGAUUAAGGCUGUGUUAAAACACGGAAUGCACUGCAAAUACUAAGUAAUACUAUUAUGGCUUCUGGUAGACUUUUUUGCAAUAUAAUUUUGUAGUUUCUUUUUAUUUACAUGAUAAAUCAUAUCUAAAUUGUUAAUGUAAAAUUAUUAUUAUUAUUAUUAUUUAUUAUUAUUAUUAUUUUUUUUUUUUUUUAAGUUAUCUCAAAUUCUAUGGUGAUGCAACACUUUUGGCCAUAGCUUUAUACUAAUAGAAAAAUGUCAGGUCAGCCAAUGUGUUUUUUUUCCAAUUAAACCUUCUCUAACUGUAGUGCUUUUACCAUAUGCAUGAUGCAAGUGUUUCACAUUUAGUAUAAAUACUAGACGCAAGACUUCUGGGCUUAAGUGCUAACUAACAUCUUUUAAAUUGACGCAGCUAUAUAUAUAUAUUAAUCACACAGACACAUGCGCAUAAAUAUGUGUCGUCAUACGAGGGAGUUGCUUGAGUAUUUUCUUAUGAUUUUUGGCGUUGGUACUGUAAAAUGGAUGUAAUGAAAUUCAGAAAACAGUGUGCUUAUUACACAAGUAAUCCGUAUCUUUUCACUGUUCCAUAUUUUGAGUUUGAGAUGUUGAUUAUAGAAUCACUUCGUUGUUUUUAUACUGUUUUAGUUAUUUGUGCAUUGUUUGUAUUCAUUAACAACCGUGGAUUUGACUUGCUGUAUCUCUUGUGCUUCGUCUAUUUUGAUCACAAAGUCUCUUUUUUGUAUCAAAACCCACAAUGCUUACCCAAAAUAGAAGUAUUUUAAAUAGGGAAUUCCUAAUAACUAAGGCUGUGCAUGCCUUUUUUUAAUCAUUGUUGGGUUUUUUUUGUUUUUUUUUUACUGCAAUCUAAUUCUGCUUUUAUUUUAUUAUAAAAAUGACUUAUUUCUAUUUAAUAUACAAAUGGAGAUACCCUACAAGCUACAUGUUGUUUUAUAUAGUGCACACUAUGAAUUGCAAAGCUUACAGAAGCAUGUAGGGUAAAUGUGUGCAAUGCUUGAUAGUGUUACGUUUAAUCUAGCAUUAAAGAAUGGAAGUUGGAAUUGAUAAUAGAUGUGCUUAGGUCAUUUUAGGUGGUUAAUUGUGAGGUAAACAGGGUUACUUUUACAUUUGCCAUCUUUGUAAUGCGUUCUUGGCAUCAUAAAGUUCAAAGGAGUAGCGGCUCUUCUAUUUAAUAAUUGUGAUUGUGUUUUUGCUUGACCAAAGUGCUAUAAAAUAAUGCUUAAAAGACAGACGGAAGAAAUAAUCUUGAUUAAAUACUGUACAAUCUUUAAUGGUAAUGGGGUAGGCAUUAAAGAGCCUUCCAUUUGAACUACAAUGUUACUUUGAACUACUGUACAGCCAUGCAUAUGUUCUACAAGGUUCUUUGUCGGCUCUGCACAUUUUUUUCGAGGUAUCACAUUGACUCUGCAAAUUACAUUACUUAUAUUUUAACAUUAAAUUCUUAAACAGGGUUGGCUGAUUUAAAUCAAGUCGAUUUAAAUCACUUGAUUUUUUUUAAAAACAAAUCAUUGAUUUAAAUCAUUCUUUCAUUUACUACCUAUUUUAUAUAGUUUCUCAAGGAAAAGACAUGAAAAGUAUGUUUUAAAAACCUUUUAUUAACACAAACAUCUUAAACUCUUGCUGUCUAUAAACUAAAACUCUUAGGUCUGUAUUCUGAUCACAGCGCAAAUGUGAGUGCAAGUGUGAACGGCGCUUGCCCCCGAUUAAAAAUACUGCACUGAAAUGGUAUUCUGAAGACGUGUCUUGCCCCGUUAUAGAGCACCUGCCCCAUCAUUAACAUAUUCGCUGAAGCGAUUCUGAUGACAGUGCAAUGAGGUCCCAAAUAGACAAUUGAGCUCUGUGUUAAGACCCACUGAAACCAGGUUUAUUUAGUGGUGCAAUCAGGAACUUUAACAAUUGAACACACUAUAAAAAGCAAAGCAGUCCUAAGUAACAACUGCGUGUGUUUGGACUGACACAGAAAGAGGAAAUCAAAGAAAGAAAAGUAAAAGAAAAGAAUGACUGGGAUGAGUGAGGGGGGUUUUUCUCUGGUGUACUCCAUCGCUAAAUUCUUGUAGUUCACAUUUAGAGGAUGCCACAAUGAUACAUAAUGUUCUUUAUUUAUGUAUUCAUUUAAGAUUGGGUAAUUUUGUUUAUUCACAAACCACCAUUUCCAACAUCCUUAUAUUUACAGUUUGGAGGUACUGUAGAGCUACAACUACAGUACUGCAAAAAAAAUUCCCUAGUUUAAAAAAAAAUCGAUUUAAAUAAAAAAAAGAAAAUAUCUGAUUUUAAAUUAAGUAACUUUAUUUUUUUUUUAAAUUAAAAAUCUUAAACAUAGCCAACCUUGUUCAAUAUAAAGCCAUACAGAUAAAUGAAAUAGGGAAAUGCAUUAAGUUUUAAAAUAGUUUGUUUAAUAUUAUGGACACUUUUUUUUUUUUUUUUUAAUAAGCGGUUGCCUCUGACGAUGGUUCCAGUUGGAUUUGUAGCUGGACUGGAGUGUUUAUGCUUCAAACUGUGUAGCUAUGGAUUUUUAUUAUUUUUACUGUAAUUUGACUGCAAAGACAACAGGCUAGCCAAAGAUUGGAUAAUGUUUGUUAGGUUGUUUUUUUCUUGUGUACAGUAUCCUAGUAACUGAAGACCUUGUAUUCUGGGAGAUGUAGUUGUUAGUGGAAGUUUUAGGGGAGGCAGACAAGCUGUGCAGCAAAAUUGCUAUGCAUAUUUUUAGGCAUUAAAUUUUAAUUUGGUGCGUAUUUCAGAUUUUUAACAUGGAAAACAGCGGAUAUGCAGCUUAUCUGGACCGCUGCUAGCUACUGUAGAUACUUUUGCACAAUCAUGCAACUGCUUGUUUAGUCAGACUGUAUCUCUCCAUAACAGAAUGCAGUCGCAUGUUAUCACUUGCAUACGCCCUGGCAGGCUGUCCUGUUCUGACCCUGUAGGCAAGUGUAACUGCCUGAAUAUGAAGUAGAUGCGAUGUAGUAAGGUGCAGUGAUCUGGUCAGUCCCCAUCCUCACCACAUUUCAUUUAUAGAUUUCAUUUUGAAGCUUUCAGAUAACACAGGUCCCAAUCCUAUCCUGCAUUUAUGUGGUAAACAGAACAUGCUGAAUUACAGAACAGAAUCUGUGAACGCUCCCAACAUUAUUGACAAUGUCCUACUGCAGCUAAUUGGAAUGGAAUAAUGAUCAUGUCUCAGCCCAAUGUUAAAACUCAGUUCUAUCAAAAGACGCGUUGUUUAUGAAUCUUAAAAAUAAACAAAGCUGUAAUCGUAGUAAUUAAAAUACUACUAAAAUGAUGACUGUUGAUAGUCUUGAGCAGGGGUCUCCAACCCUGGUCCUGGAGAGCCCCUAUCCAGCAGGUUUUCUAGGUGUCUACAUCAUCAGUGACUAAAGAUCUGGAACACCUGUUAAUCUUGACUAAUUAAGCCAAUAAUUGAUUGAAUUAAGUAAAACGAAAACCAGCAGCCACAGUAGCUCUCCAGGACCAGGGUUGGAGACCCCUGGUCUUGAGUAUCUACUGCUUUGCCUUGGUUUAUUUCAGGGGAAUUCCUGUUAAAUCCUUAGAUAGCCAGUUCGAUGUAAGACAACAAUAUGUUUGCAUACAUUGCUUUUAAUUGGUAUUCUUAAAUAAAACAAAAAAACUGCAUAUUUUGCACAAUUCAAGUCCAUUUCUGUUAGCAGUCAGAUCAUCCAAACACUGAAUUCAACAUUUCUGUUACCCAGCGCCUCCAUAUUCACUGAAGCAGUCAGACUGGAAUUUCAGAUAUCCUGUAAGGGUCAUGCCUGCGAGCCAGUGUGCAUGUUGAUGGAGAGAACUCCUCUCGGCUGUGUCUUGCUUAGUGUUUGUUUCACAAAAGAGGAGGGGGUGGGAUUACAACUGGGAAAAUGAGUCAUUAGACUUGAUGUGCAGUAUAAAUUUGGCCACUUUCCUUCAUAUUAACAUACCAUAGGGGUUCUUAACAGUAAACAUGUUGUAAAGUAUAUUUCAACUCAAACAAUGCCUGCCAGCCGUAAGGACAUAGGCUCUGGACCAAGUCAGCUGCUCCAUGUCUCUGAGCUGCCCAGCUCUGUUCAGUGUAGAUGUAUUGCCAACAGUUUGCAAGAAAAUUACAUGUUUACUUGCACUUGAGAGAAUUAUUUUACUGAAAAGCGAAAGGAUGUGUGUACUGUAAUUGAAUGCUUUUUUUUUCUUCUUCUUUGUCCUGCUAUCUGUCUGGUGGGGGGGGGGGAUUCUAACCCUUUUCCUGUUUUCAGGUCAAAAGCAGCCAGAAGUCAACAUUUAUGUUGUAGGAAAUCCUGUUAAGUUUUUGUUUACUUCAACCCUUUCCUAAACAGGAAAGGGUUGAAGUAAUGGGGUUUGGGCAAUGAUGGCGAAAGCGGUUUGUGUUUAUUUAAAUGGCUGUUAAUUUUUCAUAUCAUGAAAGUGAACUCCUUCCUUACUUGUUUUUUUCGGUGGUGUUUUUGGAUGGGUAUUAAGCAAUCCUAGGCUUGUAUAGUAGGGAGCUGUAACAACAGGCAAACGCCCUAGACAUCAAGAGGCUGGUUUGGCGGAGUCUCUUCAUAGGAUUGUCAUUGCAGAAAGGAGGUCAGUAAGCCAAGAUUUCAUGAAUAUGCACAGCUGGUACAAGGCCUGCCUAAGGAAGAGACUAGAGGUCCUUUUUUGAAGAGUGUGCCAGAUGGCAAGACGGGCACUUGUGUAUCUGUAAAUGUUCUUGUAUUUUAAUAACUGGUUUCUACAGCAUGACCCUGGGUUUGGGAGGCUUUCUCUUUUACUGCAGAUUUCAAAGUGGGGACCCCCCCCCCCCCCCUAUAAAUAAGACUCAGCAGGUGGAACAACUUUAUUAACCUUUGUUUUUUUUUUUAAGCCUAUGAUAUGCCUAAAGAUACAUUUAUACAUUUAUUUGGCUUCUUAAAAAAAAAAAAAAAAAAAAAAAAAAAAACGAAACAUUUCAAAUGUUUGACUGUGUGCUAAUUUUUCAGUUGAGGCAAUUUAUUUAUUUUUUUAAAAUAAAAAUUAUAUUUAAAUAAGGUAUGCUUUUUGAUGUGGUCAUCUGUUUUUGUGCGUAUUGAGACAGCAUGGCCUGCCCAUUUACAAAGGGGCUAUUUCAGACAUGUAGUUUGUUUUCAUUUAUUUAUUUAAUUUUGACACCAAGAUCAAUCUCUGAGCCAAAGCAGCAAUGUAAAACAUAUGGGGGGAGAGAGCCUUUUUAGGAAGUCAUGCAGAGUUGUGUGUGUUUUUUUUUUAUUUAUUUAUUUUUUUAAGUUUUUACUUUUACCCCCAAAUUCCCGGUGACCUAUUUUUUUUUUAUAUAUUUCAAAAAUAUAUAAAUCAAGUUAAAACCUCAAGGUGUAUAAUGUAAAUACAUACAUAUAUCUUCUCAGUCUAUGCAGUAUGUUUGUUUAUAAAGAUCAGAUUAUAACUUGGUAGAUUCUACCUAUGACUUGCUCUUCUCUUCUUGAUCUUGCUAGGUAGCUGCAGAUUGCCUAUUUUAUGGGGCAAGGGGUGUAACGUGAAGUCCAAUAUAGCCAUCAUAAGUUAAUACUGACACUUCAGAAUUGUCAGUUCUCGGUCCUGAAUAUCUGUGCACUCUUUAUUUAUACAGUCUGACUUCAGGCAUAUCAUAGAGCGAUGCUAACACAACAGUAUAAACUAACCAAGGUCGUUCGGCUAUUCAAGAGCCGAAUGAUGGCACAUUUUGUAGCCUUUUUCUUCCUAGAGAAUUUGAUUUCUUGGAAAUCAACUUGUGAACCAACAUUCCAUUGUUUUUAUAUUUGUAUCCAAGUAGCGUUGCAGAGUUGUUCCAGCAUCCUGAGCUUAAAUACCGACUGCCAUUGUGAUUUAAUAAUAAUAAUAAUAAUAAUAAUAAUAAUAGUGUGUGUGUGUGUCUGGGGAUGGAGGGUGGGAUUGUAUAUUUCAUUUUUUAAUUUUUUUUUUAUAACUGUAAAUGGGGUUGCAUGACAAAUCAGAAAAAAAUUGCUACAGACCUGAAACAAACAAAAGGUGCUUUUGGAUAAAAACCUGAACUGAAACUGCAAAUGAAUUGUGCAGUUCUUGCUGUUUUGCUUUUUAAUACUGCAUCACAAAAUGAAGCUUUCUGUAAUAUCCGUAUUAUCCACAACGACUCUGGUUUAAGGGGCGGGGGCUGAUUGGAUCCAAAUUUUGACUGGCAGGGAAGGGCUGGCACUCCGUUCAUGGUGAUUCCCUUUGGUUCCGAGGGCUACUAAAACAUACCCCUCCUGACACUACUGCUGCCCCAUGAGGCUGCAUAGUUUGGUAUGGACGUGUCCAGCUCAUUUUAAUUUAUUGCAGCUUUUGAAUAAUAAAAUAAUCAGCAGACAUUCGUAACACAUGGAAGGUCUAUGAUGCAGUUGAUGCAGUACUGUUAAAAUAAUAUGUUUGAAAUACACAGUUCUGUUCUAAUCCCCCUUAAAUCAGAGAUGUUAAACUGAACAAAUGCAACAAGCAGAAAGAAUGUACUUUGCAAAGCCAGCAUUUUAAUAUGUUUUUAAUGUAUAUAACUGACAAGUCCACAAAUAAUCACAAAAUACACUGGCACCAAAAUGGCACAAAUAAAUAACUUUCAUGUCAUUUUGUAAUGUAUGUAUGUGUGUGUAUGCAUGCUAUUUUUUAUGUGUUUGUUUACUUCAGUGGGUCAAAAAACCCUUUUUUUUUUUUUUUUUUUUAAAUGAUGGCAUAAGAAACUUUUGUUACCUACAUAGUGUAUUGUUUAUGUUUUUCACAUAAGAGAUUAACAUUUUAAAAGCAACUGUGUAUGUUUUUCUUUUCUCAAUGUCACUGGACAUGUCCAGAAGUCUCCAAGCGGUUAAUGCCUUUAUCCCAUGGAUAAAAAGAUUUUGUAACUUACCAGCCUUUAAAAAAAAUAAUAAUAAUAAUUAAUAAUAAAUAAGCAAAAUAAAAAAUAAUAAUAAAAUACAAACAAACCCACGACAGGCAUAUGUACCACAAGGUGAAUGUGUGAAACAUUCUUGUAUGUCAUGUAUUCCUCUCGUCUACCUAAUCUGUAUUUAAGCUAUAUUUAACUUUAAAAUACAUGUUCUAAACAUACAUAUAUUUAUGUGUCCUCUGCAGAGUUGUAUAAACUGUUUUUCUCUUCUGGAACUGACGACAGUAAUGCAUCCACUGAGAGUCAUAGGCAUGCUGUGCAGAGAACAGGCAACAGUUCACUUCUCCUGUCUGAUAAGUGGUGGAAAAGUUUACCCAGUUGCUUAGGUCUUUUGUGAUUUGUGUUUUUGUGAACCAAGUAUACUGUACUUUAUUGUAAGGUAACAAAACAAUAUAUAUUUGAAGUGUUUAUUCUUGUAGUAUGCACUGCCUCGUUGGGGUCUGAUUUGGGGUCCCGUUUUUAAUCCGUUUCAUCUCCACUGAAGUCUUUCUUUUUCAAUAUUAGCAAUAUCUGAACUUUCUGUGGAACAGAAGAGGUUUAGUUGCAUAGCAGGCAUAGAUACAAAAUAAUAAUAAUCAAGACUGCAUGCUAAUGUUAAACUGUUUUUGGGUAAAUAUCGAGUUCCUUUCAAGUGGGAGGAGAAAAAUCUAAGGGGUCAUUUUCAACAGUCUGAAAUGUCUUUUACUGUGUUUUAUAAAUGUGGUUGGUGGUCACUUGGUUUUUGUAGCUUCCAGCAGCACCCCCCUGCAUUGAUGAUUAACAGUGCUACUCAAUCUGCACUCUGAACGGGUUAUUUUAUAAAGCUUCAUAAGUUCUACUGAUUCUACAUUUCCUGUAGAAUCCAGUUACCCCUGGCAGAUGGUAGAUAUUCUGUGUAUAUUACUAUACUUCAUCCUCAGUAACCAGAGAUCUGCUUGCUCCCCAAAAACAAUUCUAUAUAUAUAUAUAUAUAUAUAUAUAUAUAUAUAUAUAUCUAGAUCUAUAUAUAAUUUGUUUUUCUUUGUCCUACAAACUGGAUCUACCUCAGAAUUAAAUGUUGGGUGCUAAAAAUUAUAAUCCGUAAUUUAAGAAAUAAAUACAUAACAAUUAAAAAUGAAAUGGUGACCAAACAAGCAGCCCGUACACAGAGUGAAAGGAUGUAGUGCUUUUAUAUUUCUUUCUGUCUGUACAUUUUAAAUGAUGGUCUCUCUUAAGGGAUGUUUUCUUAAACGUAUGCGCCUCAUGAGAGUUCAGGGGACCAAUAUUUUCACUGGGAAUACAUUGAGGGGUUUGUUUCAUCUAUUGCUAAGAAAGAAGUUGUUUCUCUUUGAAAAUGUAGUAUAUGGUAAAUUGGGGUGUGGGUAUUGGUAGACUAACACUAGUUCAAAUUGGGCCCCUCCACCAUAGACCUGUGCUUAGGGUUAUAUGUCAGAGUAAUGUCUGUGUAGUGUUUUGCGUACUGAUUUUUGUAAAAGGGAAUCUAUAUAUUACAUUUUUUAAUACACACAGUGUACUAAUAGUAUAUUGAUAAUAUAAUAAAAUUGCAUUUUAAAAGCAUAACCAUAUUGAAAUUGGAGGUACAAAAAGCCUGUUUGUAGGGGAAUGAUUUCUUGUAUUUCUUUUUUGUGAGGACACUGAAUAGAAAAUGUAGUUUAUGUUCAUCACAUAGUCUUGGCUGAAAACAUCCCUUACGUUUUAUUUGUGCCUUUUUGUACAAGCUUUUUUCUGUCGUUUUAGCUGUAAUGAGUGUGUGGACCUUUUGCUUGCUGCUGUUGCAAAAAGUCUCUCUCUCUCGGUAAAUUAUCAUGCAUCCUUGAAUAUGCUGCAUAAAUGAUCAGUAUUUGUGUUUUGCACUUUCUAAGCAGUUAAUUGCCUAAUCAGCUGGGCAAAUAAAAAAAAUAAAACAAGAUGUGUGCUAAAUAAAGUAAAUACAAAAAUAAUAAUGAACUUGGAGAAUUUUGUAAAAUAUAUACAAAAGUACCUCAUGAGCCUGAUAUAUGCUGCAUUGAUUUUCUUUGUAUUUAGUUUUAUUUGCUGAUUUAGUUUUGUGCACUCUUCUGUACCCCAUAUCCAAUAUAUUUAAAAAGAAGGAUUUUUUUAUUUUAUUUUGUUAUGUGAGGGUUGACAUUCACAAGAUCCUGUGCAUGGAGCCUUUUUCAAAAAAGUGAGGUAGAAGCGAUGUUGGUUGUAGUCUACUGCACUACAGAGUUGUAUCCGUUUUGAGGUUCAUUGUGUCUUGAGAUGUAAAAACUCUGAAGCCAAUGGCACGGUGGACUGAGGAGUUGCAUUAGCAGUGAUGAACACAGAGUAUGAGAUCUGGAUGGGUUAAAAGAUGCAUGAUAUAAGCAGAGUGACCGUUGGUUCUAUUAAGGCAUACUGCACACUUCUCUGAAAGUUGACCUGCACAUCAUUGAUUUUGCUUCCAUUGAUAUAUAUUUUGUUGUCCAUAUUUUAUUUACCACAUGCCAAAAUGAAUAGCGAACAUUCCCGUUGCGGUGAAGUUUUUAUGUUCCUUUUCUUUUCUUAAUUUUCACUGCUGAGCUCAUUGUUGUAAAUAGUGUAUGUGACUGAGCAUAGAUUUACUUUCCUUUUGUUAAAUACAAUUAAAAAAACAACUCCAACAUGCUGUAAGCCCUGGUAGAACAUGAUGUGAAUAUGUAUCACUUUAUGAGUUUUAAUAUAGUUCACUUUUUCCGCCUGACCUGUAUAUUACAUUCUUAAUAAAAUUAAAAUAAACUUUU